ACCACAUUACGUUAACGUCCAAAAGCGGCCGUCGCGUCACAGGCUCUCUUCCCACUUCCCCUGAAAACCGGAACAUCCGGUUGUUGGGGUUUCGGCAGAGGCAAGCCUUUCUCAAACACUGCGUGGACCUGUCCGCUCUGGGGACUGAGGGAGGCGGGGGCGUGGAAACGGUGUACGACCGGUAAACAUCUGGGACGGGAAUGUAAAAAACUACCAACGGUACGCGAACACGAACCCGCCUUAGACGGAGUGCCAUCGGGGCAUAAAGUAAAGACUGUCCAUCGAGAUUCCAAUGGAAGCGGAUGGUUUCCCGAGAAGGCAUCGGAUGACAGCGGAGACAGCAGGCGGGAACGCCGGGGUUGCUGGAGCCUCAGCCGGCGCAGAGGUCCGAUGGUUCAGUGGAAGGAUCUGGGGAGUGUCGGAGAGCCUCGUUGGGAAUUUGUCUCCCCGAAUCGGAGGCGAGGCAGAGAUCCAGACUGUUCAGUUUAGCGGUGGCCCUCCUGAAAUAGCAGAUGCUUCGGAACCGGAGUAUGAGGGUUUGCCGCAAGGCGCUUCCACCAGCACCCACAUGUUUGCAGGAGCAGUGGCUGGGAUCAUGGAGCAUUGCCUGAUGUUCCCCAUCGACUGUGUCAAGACGCGAAUGCAGAGCCUACAGCCUGAGCCUGCCGCCCGCUACCGGAAUGUGAUGGACGCGCUUCGACGAAUCAUAACCACAGAGGGUGUCUGGCGACCAAUGAGAGGGCUGAAUGCCACGGCCGUGGGGGCAGGACCGGCGCAUGCUCUCUACUUCGCCUGCUACGAGAAACUGAAGAAGAGUCUGGGUGACAUCAUCCAUCCCGGUGCUAACAGCCACCUGGCCAACGGUACGGCAGGGUGUGUAGCCACAUUGCUUCAUGACGCGGCCAUGAACCCAUCUGAAGUGGUGAAGCAGCGUUUGCAGAUGUAUAACUCUCCGUACCGUGGCGUGAUGGACUGUGUGCGUGCCGUGUGGCAGAGCGAGGGCCCUGGGGCCUUUUACCGCUCCUACACCACCCAGCUCACCAUGAACGUCCCCUUCCAGGCUCUCCACUUCAUGACCUACGAGUACCUCCAGGAGCUGCUCAACCCCCACAGACAGUACAACCCCUCCUCACACAUGGUGUCUGGAGCCCUGGCCGGGGCCAUCGCUGCUGCAGCCACCACCCCUCUGGAUGUCUGCAAGACCCUGCUCAACACCCAGGAGUCCCUGGUGGGGCUCCCCGCUGCAGGCCAGGGUGGAGGUCAGGGGACACACAGACACAUCACGGGCCUGGCCCAUGCCUUCCGGACAGUGUACAGGCUGGGUGGCCUGCCUGGGUUCUUUAAAGGAGUCCAGGCCAGGGUGAUCUAUCAGAUGCCCUCCACAGCCAUCAGCUGGUCCGUCUAUGAGUUCUUCAAGUACGGAAUCACCAAGCACCAGCACGAGAAGAGGGUCGCGCUGCAGCGGGAGGAAAAAUAAAUCAUGUCCUAUUUCAUUUCAGCCAUAUCUCUUCACCAUCUCUUCCUUUUUUAAUCUAUCAACCUCCUUCCUAUUCCUUUGGAGCAGGUGUUCAGAGCGAGGGAGAAAUGAGGAAGAAUCGAUACGCACAUAAACCAACCAAUACCCACCUGUUAUUUACCCCGUUCAGACUGCCAAUAAGACACUUCCAUCUGUGGCUCAACCAUCAACAUCUCUGCUAAACUGUUUGAAACUGAGGAUUUACAAUACACUAUGAAAGUGAAUAUGUGAUGUAUUGACAGUACGUGUUCAAUGUAUACCCAUAUAACGCACAUAAACGUCAACCUGAAAGAGAUGCUUCUGUUUUACUCCAGCGGAUUUAGUUGUGAAAUAUGUGAAGUGUCCAGCAGCUUUCAUUGAUUAUUGUUGGGAUGAAUUUGACGACAGCUGUUCUGUCGGUGUUCUUAAAGGCAGACUAUGACCUCAUCAUACAGACAGUUGGCCACUUCCUGCUUUCGGAAAUUAACAACAAGAUAGUCUAAAUUGAGGUGCAGAUUGGAAAUGGCCAGUAGUGGCGGUCAUCUUGGCAGAUUUGGAUUCUGUUAUUGUAAUGUGUUAGCGGGAAGUCGCCCAGCUUUGUAUGAUGAUCUAUUACGGAGUCUACCUGUAGUGUUAAUUCUUGCGUUUUAAUGUAUCUGGAUGAGAAUGUUGUUCACUGUAAGGCCCACCAGGGGGCACUGUGACCAUCCCAAUAAAGCUCUUGAGUUAUA
Messenger RNA from Oncorhynchus keta (chum salmon), 2226 nucleotides. RefSeq names its product mitoferrin-2-like. Gene Ontology annotation, cellular component: mitochondrial membrane. The transcript has 4 exons. The record is from RefSeq and is a predicted model, not a curated record. Lineage: Eukaryota; Metazoa; Chordata; Actinopteri; Salmoniformes; Salmonidae. Gene Ontology annotation, molecular function: ferrous iron transmembrane transporter activity. Gene Ontology annotation, biological process: iron import into the mitochondrion. The coding region runs from base 293 to 1477 and encodes 394 amino acids.